Messenger RNA from Schistosoma guineensis, 4237 nucleotides. NCBI's taxonomy places the organism in Eukaryota, Metazoa, Platyhelminthes, Trematoda, Strigeidida, Schistosomatidae. The record is from the annotation of a GenBank genome assembly.
AUGAGUAAUCUAGAGGCUAGCCGGAUUUUGGCGUCAGCUCUUAAAGAUGUUGAUGAGAUUCUGAAAGUGAAUAAAUAUGAAACAGAUGAUUAUGACGCUGAGAUCAGUAAUGACAAUCGAGAUAUAUUACCGAAAAUCUCAAUUCAGAAUACCGAAGGAAAGUCUCAUAAUGAAACUCUGAACGACAGCAGAAACGUAUUUGAUGAGGCAUAUCUUUACAGGGCUGGGAAAGACUUUUCCGUUCUAAUUAAUAGACUUCAAAUAUGCAUCAAUAAACUGAAUCAGUCAAAACCCGCACCUUCAAUCCACGCAUCAGAAUAUCAAGCUCUAAAUUUUGGAAUCACUGAGAACAGUUCAUUUGAUAUUGCUCAUCCCGCAACCACACAACCUACUAAAUUCAACUUGAAUUUAAGUGAACAAUCUAAACAAAUGCAGUCUCAAUACGUGUUUCCCCCGUAUGAAUUUAGUACAUGCCUCAACGAUAAACGCUUUCAUCAACGAAUCACUAAAUUACGAGGACAAAUACAAGCACAAGCUAAUCGUAUUGCAGAAUUAGAGAAAGAUGGAAAUCCAUUAUCUUAUUUGGUCAAUAAAAACUGUACAACCGAUCAUCGUAAUAAAAAUAUUAGUCAACUACCAACUGAUGUGGAUAAUCUUCAAUUAUUAAAUGAAGUUUCAAAACAACAUUUACGUAUUAAUGCACUGGAAGAGACUAAUCGAGAUUUAGAAGAGAAAAUUAACAAAUUAGAGAAAGAAUUAUCACAACGGCCAAGUUUAUUUAAUCCGAGGAAUUCAUAUGAAGAUUUGCAAAGUUUAAAAUAUAACAGACAAUGUGCAACAAUACAUCCGACUGUAUCUAAUCGAUCAGCUACAUUAUCAAAUAAUAUAAAUACAUUAAAUGAAUCAUCAAGAGAAUCAAAUAGGUUGAAUUAUCAAACUUUAUUCCGGCGUUCUAUCACUCCAGUUACAUUUAAUAAUAGUUGUUCAUUUAUCACUACAUCUAAUCAGCCUGAGUAUAAUUUGAAUUUUAUUCAUCAAUCACUAACUGGUACUCAGUCGACCCCACCGACAUCACGUUUAAUUUAUGAUAAACCAUACAGAUAUGAUGCUUAUAUACCAUGCGAACAAAUAAAUCAUAAUAAACUCUCAUCGCCUGGUGAAAAUUACGCCUACUUAAGUGCUGAUCAAUUUAAAUCUGCUAGUCUUAAUGAAUUAUGCUAUUCAAGAGUUACGCAACCUUUUACUACAACUACUAAUAUCAGUACUACUACUAGUAGUAAUAACAUCGUCAAUCCAAAUGCUAGUAGACGUUGGUUAGCACAAAAUCGAUAUAGUAUGAAAUCACCAGCUGAUAUUUUCAAUGGUGGCAUACAAUAUUCAGAUAGAAUAAAUCUACUUCCACCACAGUAUGGUAGUAGUUAUCAUCAACAUAUUUACAAUAAUUCACGUACACGAUCACCCACACAACUUCAAUGGUAUCAGUACACAAGAAAUAAUUUUAAUGAUGGUAGACAAACAUCAGCAGAUUGUGAAUUAAAUGGAAGUGUUAAUUUAUUCAAUUCAUCACGUGAAUGUGAUUCACCAUCUUCAGGAAGAUGUACAACUGUACAUGAUACCCAUUUGUAUACAUCAAGAAAUAAAUCAAAUUUAUCUAAUGCCUCCUCUUCUUCUCCUUCUGAGCAUCAACAUCAUAUCGAGACGAUGAACAAUUCAACAAAUAUUUUAAAAGAUGAAAAAAGUUCAUCACUUUCAAAAUCUACCCUUAAUGGAAAGAAUCAAUCGAAGAGAUUGAAUACUGAACGAGCCUUUCAUUGGCUUUCACAAGGUCAAAUGAAUAACUUCAUAUCAAAUGGUUUGAAUAAAUCGAAUUCCAUGCACCAUCAUCAAUGUAAACCAAAAAACAGUUUAAUCAAUUCUGCACUAUAUAUAAGGUCUAAAAGUAUGGAACGUUAUUAUGGUGGUGGUUCACUGAACAGAUCACGUAGAAAAACACAAGAAACUACUCUUCCUUCUAUGAGCAACAGUAAUAAUAGUCAUGUUGAUGAUGUUUCUGCUAAUCCUGUCUACAAUUCUUCACCACCUUCAGUUCUACAUACCAAUUCAAUUUGCAAUAACAAAUCACAACAGAGCUAUCAGGGAAGUGCCCUUGAAUCCAAUGAAAAUGGUCCAUUGAAUAAAAAUAUGUCUGUACUAAGUAAUAAUAAAUCGUGUAAUAAUCAUGUGAAAAAUGGACCUCAUUCAUUUGAUAGUUAUAAAAACAUUCAAUCUAUUUCAUCUUCUGUACAUCAUGAAUCGAAUGAGUUUACGUCUUCAUAUCUGGACAACGUUAACAAAUCCCCUUCAUCUCAUAAUGGUCUUAAUUCAUCCAGUGAACAACGUCAAUCAUUUCAAUUCGCCUAUACUAAGCGAAAUUUUAUCACUUGGGAUAAAAAUAUGAUUUCAGCAUGGUUAUAUAAAAUUGGUCUAGGUUAUACAGUAUCACAUACACGAAGAUGGUUAACUUCUGGUCAAGAUUUAAUAAAUGAAUCUAAAAAAUCACUUGCACAAUUAAUGUGUAUACGUAACCCGUUACAUUUGAAGAAAUUGUUAAUCCAUAUACGUUUAUGUAUGAAAGACCAGUAUCCUAAUAAUAGUAAUAAUAUUAAUAAUAAUUACAAUUAUGGGUGUUUAUAUAGAAAUAUAGAACCACCUGAAAAUUUCGACAUACCGGGUUGGUUACAUGAUGUGGGUUUAUCAUCUUAUAUUCCACAAUUCGAUAAUUGCAUCAUUGACCCUUAUGUGCUAGAUCAACUUACUAUGGAUGAUUUAUCUGUGUUGAAAAUGUCUAGUGAAUUACAUAUGUUAAGUUUACGAUGGGGAUUACAAAUGUUAAGACAUAUUAAUUUUGAUAGAAAUCGUUUAUGCCGAAGUCAGAUGGAACAAUGUGAAGCAAAUUUACCUUGUAAAAGAAACAUGUUACAUUCUCCCAUCCAAUCGUUAAAUCAUAUUCAAGAUAAUAUAAAACCUAAUAAUGGACAUAAUGGAAAUCAUGUGCAUACGUCUUGCUUGAAUACUAUUUCUACUUUACAACCAGAUUCCAUGAAUUCUGAUAUUAAUUUUAUUUGUUCAACAUAUUUACCAAUACAAAUUUGUUAUUGGACUCAACAACGAGUAAUGAAUUGGUUACAAAGUAUCGAAUUACCUGAAUAUGCUAGCGAAUUAUGCGGAAAUGGUGUACAUGGUGCUUUAAUGAUUCUAGAAGAUCGUUUUACACCAGAUCUUUUAGCUGAUAUUUUGCGAAUUCCUCCAGUGAAAUCACUUGUUAGACGACAUUUAACAAAUAAAUUUAUUGAACUUGUUGGGUUAGAUAUAUGGAAGCGCAAACAACAUAACGAAACCACUAAUAAUAAUAAUCCACUGACAAUACAUUCUAAAAUCAAAUUUACGAAAAAGAAAAAUAUUUUCAAUUCUAACCGUGGACACAAGUCCAACCAUCACAAUCAUGUUAGUGGUGUCGGUGAUGAUGAUGCAAGUACUGAGCUUGUUUGUCCUAUUGAAAUCGAUGCCAGUCAUACGAGUAUCUUUGCCGAAGAAAUAGUCAAACCUAAUCGUCAAAGCAUACAUCUGCAAGCAGAAAAUGUUCCAACAAUACUCAUCGAUCCGGUUGCUGCAAAAGUGCAGCACCUAGAACUUCAAGAAACUGACCUGUGAAUCAAGUAUGUUGAUGAUGUUUUUUCUUCCUUUUUUAUGUUGAAUAAUGUAUACCGACAUCUAUGUAACCAAAGAAUUAUUCAAUGACUUUUUAAUGGAAGAAACUUUACUCAAAGUUUAAGCUUUUGUUAAUAAGAGAAAAUAUAAUAUAAUGUGUAUCCUGUUCAAGAUGCAAAGUUUCAGUGAAACAUUAUAUUGCCUGAGGGUGGCUCUGAUUCACCAACUCACCUAUUUUUGCUGGUUUCAACAUGGAGAUUCGUGGAGUUCUGAUGAUAGGUUGUAACUAUUGUAGUUCAGCCAAUUCAAGAAAAUGUGUGGGCAUGUAGCAGUUGUCCACAGAUGUAUGGCGUUUGCAUGACUGAUGCCAAUCACCCCAAAACUGACUGAAAUUGAAUAAAUGAACAAUGAAAUUCUAACUUACCAAACUAAAAGUACCAUUUUCAUUGUCAGAUUUGAAAGUUCUUAUUUUAAUGUCCAUGAAGAAUAUUUGAGCAACCAAUUGUUUUCAAUAACUUCAUCAUCAGGCUCGACAGUUAUAAGUCCAUAA